UUGGCCCUGGCAAGAUGACGGGCCCGCUGUUCAUGGGCAACGCUUUCACGUUCGCGCUGGCCUCGUUGAUCGGCUACCGCGUCGUCUGGGGCGUCACGCCCGCGCUUCACUCGCCCCUCAUGAGCGUCACCAACGCCAUUUCAGGCAUGGUCGGUAUCGGCGGCCUCUUCAUCCUAGGCGGAGGCUACCUCCCCCAAACGAUCCCCCAAGCCCUCGGCGCCGCCUCCGUCCUCCUCGCCUUCGUCAACGUCUCGGGCGGCUUCGUCCUCACAAAGCGCAUGCUCGACAUGUUCAAACGCCCCACCGAUCCCCCCGAAUACCCCUGGCUCUACGCCGUGCCGGCAGCCCUCUUUGGUGGCGGCUACAUCGCCGCCGCCGCCACCGGCGCAGCGGGCCUCGUGCAAGCCGGCUACGCCGUCUCCUCCGUCCUCUGCAUCAGCUCCCUCUCCAGCCUCGCCUCCCAGGCCACCGCCCGCAUGGGCAACAUGCUCGGCAUGCUCGGCGUCGGCUCCGGCGUGCUGGCUUCCUUACUGGCCGUCGGCUUCUCCCCAGAGGUCCUCACGCAGUUCGCCGGUCUCGCGGCCCUGGGCGGCAUCGCAGGCCUCGUCAUCGGCAAACGCAUCACGCCCACAGACCUCCCGCAGACCGUGGCCGCGCUCCACUCCGUCGUCGGCCUCGCCGCCGUGCUGACCUCCAUCGGCAGCGUCAUGGCGCACAUUGACGACAUCUCCACGCUGCACCUCGUCACGGGCUACCUCGGCGUCCUCAUCGGCGGCAUCACCUUCACCGGCUCCAUCGUCGCCUUCCUCAAGCUCGCCGGCAGAAUGUCCUCCAAACCCCUCGUCCUCCCCGGGAAACACCUGCUCAACUCGGGCAUGCUGGCCGCCAACAUCGGCACCAUGGGCGCCUUCGUCACCCUCGCCCCCGGGUCCCCCAUGAUCGCCGCCAUGGCCCUCUCCGCCAACACAAUCCUCUCCUUCGCAAAGGGCUACACCACCACGGCCGCCAUCGGCGGCGCAGACAUGCCCGUCGUCAUCACCGUGCUCAACGCCUACUCGGGUUUCGCCCUCGUCGCCGAAGGCUUCAUGCUCGACAACCCCCUCCUCACGACCGUCGGCGCCUUAAUCGGCGUCUCCGGCUCCAUCCUCUCGUACAUAAUGUGCGUCGCCAUGAACCGCUCCCUCACAAACGUCCUCUUCGGCGGCAUCGCCUCCACCCCGGCCCAAACAGACUACAAAAUGGAAGGCGUCGUGACGCAGACAAACGUAGAAGACACGGCCGAGGCGCUCGUCAACGCCGAAAACGUAAUCAUCGUCGUCGGCUACGGCAUGGCCGUCGCGAAAGCGCAGUACGCCAUCAGCGAGAUCACGGGCAUGCUCCGGUCCAAGGGCAUCAACGUCCGCUUCGCCAUCCACCCCGUGGCCGGCCGCAUGCCGGGCCAGUGCAACGUGCUCCUGGCGGAGGCGAGCGUGCCGUACGAUAUCGUGCUCGAGAUGGACGAGAUCAAUGACGACUUCGGCGAGACGGACGUCACGCUCGUGAUUGGCGCCAACGAUACGGUGAAUCCCAUCGCGCUGGAGCCCGGUAGCCCGAUUGCGGGUAUGCCUGUGCUGCAGGCGUGGAAGAGCAAGCAGGUUAUUGUGAUGAAGAGGGGUAUGGCCAGUGGAUAUGCCGACGUACCGAAUCCCAUGUUCUACAUGCCCGGAACACGCAUGUUGUUUGGAGACGCCAAAGUGACUUGCGACGGUUCGUGCCCCCUUUACGUUCCUCACUCAUUGACCAGACACAGAAAACUGACCAUGAACUCUGUGAUGUAGCAAUCAAAGCAGCCGUCGAGACCCGAGCAACAUAGAUUCUAGAGAGAUCUCCGUAUCGCACAAUCAUAAGACACCUCCGGCCGGCACCCCAUGUUUUUGGGAACUCAGGAAGCAUCUGAUCUUUUCCCUAGAGGCGCUGCAUCUACAAAGGAGCUCUCCAUCAUGAACAACAUAUCUCUUAGCUAUACUGCUUGACCCCCUUUUCUUCUUUU
Molecule: messenger RNA, 2029 nt
Organism: Colletotrichum acutatum
Lineage: Eukaryota; Fungi; Ascomycota; Sordariomycetes; Glomerellales; Glomerellaceae
Product: NADP transhydrogenase-like protein
Exons: 3
Coding region: 15-1817 (600 amino acids)
Biological process (GO): NADPH regeneration
Cellular component (GO): mitochondrial inner membrane
Molecular function (GO): NADP binding
Source: RefSeq, a predicted model, not a curated record